This is a messenger RNA of Aureobasidium melanogenum CBS 110374, 1872 nucleotides long. RefSeq names its product alcohol oxidase. The transcript is spliced from 8 exons. The record is from RefSeq and is a predicted model, not a curated record. Gene Ontology annotation, molecular function: flavin adenine dinucleotide binding; oxidoreductase activity, acting on CH-OH group of donors. Gene Ontology annotation, biological process: secondary metabolite biosynthetic process. The coding region runs from base 1 to 1872 and encodes 623 amino acids. NCBI's taxonomy places the organism in Eukaryota, Fungi, Ascomycota, Dothideomycetes, Dothideales, Saccotheciaceae.
AUGCUGUGUUCCCAUAUCGCAAUACUCUUCUUUCUUGGUGAAUCAUCCGCGGCAGCAUCCUUGCUCAGAUAUGGGGGCUUGCUAGGGUCGAGUUACGGGGUUCCUGGUAGGGUAGGAAUCAACGCUUCGUACGACUAUGUCGUGAUAGGGGGUGGCACAGCAGGAUUGACAGUAGCUACUCGCCUCGCUCAACAUGGAAGUUAUUCCGUCGCAGUCAUCGAAGCAGAAAGUUUCUACGAAAUUGACAACGGCAAUUUCAGUCAAAUUCCAUGGUAUGAUUUCCAAUCAGCCAGUACAGAUCCAGAUCUAUCAACCGUUAAUGGCCUCAUCGAUUGGAAGUUCCUUACUACACCACAGACUGCGCUAUUCAAUCGCACCAUCCACUAUGUACGGGGAAAGUGUCUCGGCGGAUCCAGUGCACGUAACUACAUGGUCUACAACAGAGGUACUGUUGGCACAUUUGAGAAAUGGGCGAAUGACGUUGGCGACGGCACCUGGAAUUGGGAUGGUGUCUAUCCUUACUAUCUCAAGUCACCACACUUCAUGCCUGCCAAUUCGAUCCUGCGAGCGGCCAACGCAUCGGUUGGUCUUGCCGACGAUACCGUGUCAUUCUCGAAGAACGGUGGUCCUCUUCAAGUCAGCUAUCCAAACUUUGCUCAAUCUUGGUCUUCCUUCUUCCCAGAAGGCUAUGAAGAAGUCGGCAUUCCUUUUCUGGAACAGGGUAUCAGUUCAGGCCAUCUUGAUGGUUAUGCAAGUGUUUCGUUGACCAUAAAUCCUACUGAGCAAACGCGCAGCUCUUCCGAAACGUCAUUCCUCCACGAAGCUCUUGCAGGUACUAAUAUAGUGGUGUAUACACACGCGUUGGUCAAGCGCAUUCUGUUUGAUGCAAACAAGAGGGCAACAAGUGUUUUGGUCGAUGUCGCAGGUAUGCAAUUUCAAAUCAACGCAACCCGCGAGAUCAUUUUGUCCGCAGGAGUCUUCCAGUCGCCUCAGCUACUCAUGGUGUCGGGGGUUGGACCACGACAAACCCUGGAUCAAUACCAUAUUCCUAUUGUUGCAGAUCGCCAAGGCGUGGGUCAGAACAUGUGGGCAGUGAGUAAUGUGUUUGCAACGCUAUCUUACGAGGUCAACGUUGAAACACCUUCAGUCCUAACAAAUGAUCCCAAUCGCAUCUACGAAGAGAAUGAAGCUUUCAUCACGCGCCGGUCUGGCAUGUUGACGAGUGAUGCCGGUGCCGACUUUGUCGGUUUUCUGAAAGCGUCAAAUCUGUCAGUGGUGAACAUCAGCUCCACAGCACAAAAUGCCUUCCAAACCAAUUUCCCUUCAGACAGGCCCAAGGUCGAGGUUAUGACUUUUGCUGCCGGUCCCAACGAUGGCAUCCACAAUUUCGCCAGUAUCGUGUUCGGAUUGAUUGCCACGUUCAGCAGAGGCAACGUCACAAUCAGAUCUCCAGACAUGGCAGAUGCACCCAUAAUCAAUCCAGCACUACUGGAAGAUCCCCGGGACCAAGACCUUGCCAUCGCCGCAUUCAAAUUUACCCGCCGCUUGGCUGCCACAGCAUCCUUGCAGCGUGCCAUCAUCGCUGAAGUCGUGCCUGGCUCCAACAUCACCACUGACGCUGAGAUACUUACGUAUCUGAGACAAAGCAUAAUCCCAUUAUUCCAUGCGAGUUGCACGUGUAAGAUGGGGAUGAGGAAUGACAGUAUGGCUGUUGUGGAUUCUGAGGCAAAAGUGAUUGGAGUGGAAGGAUUGAGAGUUGUGGAUAUUAGUGCGUUUCCGUUGUUGCCGCCUGGUCAGCCGCAAGCUACGGUGUAUAUGCUAGCUGAGAGGAUUGCAGAUAUGAUUUUAAGAGAUGCUGGGAGUGGUAGUUGA